AUGGCGGCCUCCGCCAAAGCUGGUGAGGACGAGGAGGAGGAGGAAGAGGAUGACAUGUAUGAGUUCGAUGAGGAUGAGCCAGAGCACCUGCCCUGCUCAUUGACUUAUGUGAUGGUUUGCAUCCUCAUGCCCUGUUUGAAUGGGAUGAUUAGCGGAUAUUGCUGGUCGGGGCUGACAUUGCACUACCGCGCCAUGGGUUGGCCCAUCGCCCGUGCCGGGCUGGGGGGAUCCCUGGGCUUUAUGGGACGGAUCUUCAUGCAACAGGUACAGCUUCGACUUGGCUUUUGGGCCAUCAUUCCUUUGAACUUCAUCCAUCUCAUUGGCGUGAUUUUGGGCAUCUUGUACACCGACCAGGAAUGGGCUGUGUGCCUGGAAGUCGUAUUGUUGCAAUCCCUGGAUGCAGCGAUCACCAUCGAAGGAUUGGCCUUUGAUGUCUUUGGCAGCUCAGAGAACCUGGCCUCCCAGGCAUCUUCUACGAUGCUGGCCAUCUAUACCAUGAGCGCGGCCUCAGCAGUGACGGUGGGCGGGAUCUUGUACGACACCGCAGGGUGGCAGGGGAUGUCCAUCUUCCACUUGAUCCUGCAGGCCAUCCUCGCGAUUCUAUUCAUUGUGUCACCUCAAUGCCGAAGCUCCUUCACAGAGUUCUUCCAGAAGAAGGUCCACGAAGCGGAAGCGAAAGAGGAGGGACCGGAAGAACUGAGCUCUGUCGUCCCAUCGGCGCCGACUACAAGUGGUGCUGCUGUGAUCGAAGAACCUACCUUGCCGGGCCUCGUCGAGGAUGAAGUGCUGUCACCCCUGUACGAGGAAGAUGGUGGAGCCAAGUCUAGCAACCUUCGGGGCUCCAUGCUUUCGGCCGGCGGUGAGGCUUCAUUGCAUCACACACCCGUUCGAAGCUCCAACUUCUCCGCCACGCCGAAUGCAUCGCCGCAGCGCGGCUCUGUCGGCGACUUGACCUCCCGACCCCUGGAGGGGAGAGUUGAAGCGCUCGUCGAUGCAAGACGGUCGAUCCUCGAUGCGCUCCGGACGCGCUACCGGACGGAUGAGCCAACAGAGCAGGACUUUCGGGCGGGGGCGAGGCACUUCCGGCGGCGACAGUUGCGGAAUGAUCGGAAUGGAUGUCCUGGUGAACGCAUCGGUGGUUUGGCUUGA
This is a messenger RNA of Durusdinium trenchii, 1149 nucleotides long. The record is from the annotation of a GenBank genome assembly. NCBI's taxonomy places the organism in Eukaryota, Dinophyceae, Suessiales, Symbiodiniaceae.